Molecule: messenger RNA, 3408 nt
Organism: Chironomus riparius
Lineage: Eukaryota; Metazoa; Arthropoda; Insecta; Diptera; Chironomidae
Source: the annotation of a GenBank genome assembly
AUGGAAAAUCUCAACAAUUCGAUGACUGUGACAUUGAUUAACAUCCAGGAUCCUCAGAACAGGAUUAAAAAGCUUGAAGAUCAGACAAUUUUAUUGUUUGAUGAUUUUGCAAAGUUUGAGAACUUCAACUACAAAGAUUUAUUGAAUUUAAAGUACAUUAAUCCUGUCAGACUUCUAGUUUAUGUAGUCAAUGGAAGUAAGUCAGCAUUUUCAAGCAUCAAAACUGACUUGGUUAUUCCGCCGUUCUAUUAUUUCAUCAUUUUGGAUACAAAAAUCAAUCUUUACACAUUUGAGAACCGCAAUGACUUGACAUACUGUCAUGAAAGCCAAAGACUGAUUAAAUUCAAUGAAUUUUCCACAAAAUCAUCAAAAUGGAUUAAAAGUCCAAUUUUCCCAAAGAAAUACAAAAACUUUUACAGCUGUAAAAUGGUCAUUGGCGUUGUCGACCAAUCAAAUAUUUUGAGAAUCGACUUUAAAGAAGAAAUAUCAAGUGGACCUAUCGUUAAUUUACUCCUGACAAUAUCAGAUUUAUUAAAUUUUGAACUGACUAUUGUGGCAUGUUUUGAACCAAAGUGUUUUGAUAAGGUCAAGAAAAGUUAUUAUGUCUACAAUAUAAUCAGUACACAAAAUCUUGAUUCUCAUGCUCUCAGCAUAGAAACAAAACCUUGGUGGAAGAAUGUGAUGCUUAAUAUUGAAUGCUCGGACUUGUACACAUCAUUUGAGAAGGUUUUGCUUCCAUUUGACAGAGAGACUUGGAUCAGCUUACUAUUGACUUUUGCAUCAUCUGUAGCUGUAAUUCUCAUCAUCAAUAGAUUCUCAAAAAAUGUCCAAAAUCUUUUCUUUGGAUCAGCAAUUCAAAGUCCAACAUUUAAUAUUUUUAGAGCAUUUUUUGGAAUCGGACAGACUCGACUGCCGCGAGAAAGUUUUGCACGAUUAAUUUUACUUUCAUUCGUCAUGUGGUGCUUAGUUGUAAGAACAGCAUAUCAAGGAAAAUUGUUUGAAUUCACAACGACAGCAAUUCGAAAGCCUGAAUUAAGAACAUUGGAAGAAUUAAGGCAUCAAAAUUUUACACUUUUUUUGCCAGAAAAUCAAAAUUUUAGCUCAUUUGAGGGAUUAUUGGAAAGAAUUAUUGACCUCAAAUUGAAGUUCAUUCCAUUAUUAGACUAUUCACAAAUUUACCUGCAAAACCUCACAGAUCCUACAUUUACUGGAACUGUCUUAACAUGUGACAUUGAGCAUGAAAUGAGUAUUUACUAUAUGCAAAGACCGAUGGCUAAAAGAUUCAUUUCAACACCAAUUUCUAGAUCUUCUUAUGCUCUCGGCUUUGUGUAUCCAAAUUUAUGGAAUGAAAGACUUCAGGACAUUGUUGAGGGACUUAUAACAGGCGGGAUCAUCAACAUGUUUUUAGAAAGAUUCACAAAGUCUCGAUGGAAUCUAGAAAGUGGCAAUUUUGAAUCGGACAAAGUCGUGCUGAAUUUAAGUCACCUCGGUUUUGGAUUUCAAAUUUGUAUUUUUGCCAUUUAUGGUGCAUUUUUGGAUCCACAGAACUGGAAUAAAAAGCUUGAAGAUCAAACAAUUUUGUUGUUUGAUGAUUUUGCAACGUUUGAGAACUUCAACUAUAAAGAUUUAUUGAAUUUAAAGUACAUUAAUCCAGUCAGACUUCUAGUUUAUGUAGUCAAUGGAAGUAAGUCAGCAUUUUCAAGCAUCAAAACUGACUUGGUUAUUCCGCCGUUCUAUUUUUUCAUCAUUUUGGAUAGAAACAUCAAUCUUUACACAUUCGAGAACCGCAAUGACUUGACAUACUGUCAUGAAAGCCAAAAACUGAUUAAAAUCAACGAAUUUUCCACAAAAUCAUCAAAAUGGAUCAAAAGUCCAAUUUUCCCAAAGAAAUACAAAAACUUUUACAGCUGUAAAAUGGUCAUUAGCUUGUCUGCUACAUCCAAUCUCUUCAGAAUCGAUUACAAAGAUCAAAAACCAAAUGGUCCAAUUAUUGAGCUUUUGUCAGUUAUUGCAAAAGAGUUAAAUUUCACGCUAAUGAUGUUGACAUGUUUUGAUCAGGCAUGUUUGGACGGAAUUAAAGAAAAAUUUUAUUUAUAUAAUUUACUAAGUACAAAAAAUCUUGAAGCUCAUGCUCUUAAUAUGGAUGUUAACCCAUGCUGGAGGAAUGUGAUGCUGAAUAUUGAAUGCUCACCACAACUUUACGUCCCACCUGGUGACUUGUACACAUCAUUUGAGAAGGUAUUGCUGCCAUUUGAUAACGAGACUUGGAUCAGCUUACUCGUAACCUUUGCAUCAUCUGUUGCUGUAACUUCAAUCAUUUAUAGAUUCUCCAAAUAUGUCAGAAGUCUUGUCUUUGGAUCAGCAAUCAAAACUCCAACAUUUAACAUAUUUCGAGCAUUUUUCGGUAUCGGACAGACUCAACUGCCGCGAGAAAGUUUUGCACGAUUAAUUUUCCUUUCAUUCAUCAUGUGGUGCUUAGUUGUAAGAACAGCAUAUCAAGGAAAAUUGUUUGAAUUCACAACGACAGCAAUUCGAAAGCCUGAAUUAAGAACAUUGGAAGAAUUAAGGCAUCAAAAUUUUACACUUUAUUUGCAUAAAAAUCAGGAAACAAGCAUGACAAAAAAGUUUAUUGAACGAGUUUUAAACCUCAAACCUAACUUCAUACCAGUUGUAGAAUAUACGCAAGUUUAUAUCCAUAACAUCACAGACUCUUCGUUUACUGGAGCUGUCUUAACGUGCGAUAUUGAACAUGAAAUGAAUAUAUUUUAUCUAAAAAAACCAAUGAGCAAGCGGUUCGUUUCAACACCAAUAUCCAAGUCAAAUUAUGCACUUGGCUUUAUGUAUCCAAAUUUAUGGAAUGAGAGACUUCAGGAAUUAACUGAGGGAUUUAUAACUGGUGGAAUUAUUAAUAUGUUUUUGGAAAGAUUUACAAAAACUGGUUGGAAUUCAGAAAGGAAGGACUUUGAAACUGACAAAAUUGUGCUGAAUUUAAGUCAUCUUGGUUUUGGAUUUCAAAUUUGCUUUUUUGUACUUUAUUUAGCAUUUUUGGUUUUUCUACUUGAACUUGCUUCUUUUUGGGUUCAAAAAUGUUUGGAAAGCAUUAAGCAAACUAAAGAGAAUUCUAACAACAGUUUUAACCAUUUUACUGAGCAUUGCAUGAUUUUUAUGUCUACAUUAUUGAUUCAAAUCACAAAUGCAAAGCCAGAUGCUGUUGAAGAGACUAAAACAUUAAACCAGGAACUAUUUAAUAGUUCGAAAUCAGUUCUUAGUUGGGAAUCAACUUUAGAUCAGGUGCCAACUCUUGAAGAAGAGUCAGAAAAGAGUUCAAUUCAAAUUUUGGACGAGAUUAUUAAAGAAAUCGAUAAAACAGGACAUGAUCUUGACAAUACUGAUGAUUCUGAGAGUUAA